This is a messenger RNA of Penicillium taxi, 180 nucleotides long. RefSeq lists its product as uncharacterized. The transcript has a single exon. Bases 1 to 180 code for a protein of 59 amino acids. NCBI's taxonomy places the organism in Eukaryota, Fungi, Ascomycota, Eurotiomycetes, Eurotiales, Aspergillaceae. The record is from RefSeq and is a predicted model, not a curated record.
AUGGAUUAUGACAAGCAUAUACACAAGGACAAGUUGAGCAAUGGUAGACCGGGAGCUCGUUCUAUUCUUAGAGAGCAAGUUGCCUCGAGCCUUCAGACCCUUGAGGUUCAAAAGGUCUUGCGGCACUACAGUCUACAGUACUACAAAACCUACUGCUACGAAGAACGGCACCAGGUGUAG